This is a messenger RNA of Cyprinus carpio (common carp), 974 nucleotides long. RefSeq lists its product as uncharacterized. The coding region runs from base 327 to 956 and encodes 209 amino acids. NCBI's taxonomy places the organism in Eukaryota, Metazoa, Chordata, Actinopteri, Cypriniformes, Cyprinidae. The transcript is spliced from 3 exons. The record is from RefSeq and is a predicted model, not a curated record.
AAAUAAAGUGUUCACAGGCACAUUUGCUUUGUAUAUUGUGUCCAAUUUGGUACAUAUAAAUUUAUUAAACAGAAUUCCUGGCUAAUUUUCAAUGUUCAUGGCCCACUGGAUUUGUUAAAUUGUAAGGAACACUACACGAGUUAAACGACUUUUAGUUUAAACUGAAUAAACGAAAGUUUGUCUUAUUCAUUCGUGCAGCACAGGUUCUUUUGCCACUAGUUUAGGUGAGGGGCGUGUUUCAGACGGUAGGUGACGUCAAUGUAUUUAAACUGCUGAGUAUGACGGUUUGGGCACUCAGUUGGACUGCAUGUUGAAGUCAGUGUAAAAUGGCGAAAAGAGGCACUGAAAGCAACAUGGUUGUUUCCAGGUUUGGGAAGAAAGACUUCGUUGUACCUAAAGGUCUGAAUGUUUGCUUCUUGACGGAUUCCAUGUGCCGUGGUUUGGACCAAUACUGUGAGGGAGCACAUUGUUGGGUUCAUCCCGGAACUACUUUGGUGCGUUCAGCACAACAGCACGUCUAUCAUCUGAGAAGAGUAAACGGUGAUGCCUUGUUGAUCAUCCACAUUGGGACAAACGAUGUGGCUAGUGGUGUUUCAGCGGAAACAGUCGUUAACCGAAUGGCCUUGCUGGUGGAACGCCUUCGUCAUUCUUUUAAGUACAAACUGCAUUUCGCCAUUUGUUCUGUUUUGCCUCGUUAUGUUGAUGAUAAGCAAACUAAACAUAUUGUGAAGCGUUGCAAUAUGUUGUUGGAAAGAUGGUGUAGUGAGAUGGACAAUGUUGUUUUUUUGCGAACGUGGAGAGCAUUUGUGUCUGGAGGAUGUAUAUGUUCUGAAAUGUUCCGGCCAGAUGGACUUCACUUGAAUGUGAAAGGGAAAGAGCGUCUUUUUCAGUAUUUUAAACAUUUUUUGUGGAACUUUUGUAAUUAUAUUCUUCGCUUUCCAAACUUGCAGAAAUAAAUGUCUAUGGAAAUGUAA